Messenger RNA from Cuscuta epithymum, 1081 nucleotides. Lineage: Eukaryota; Viridiplantae; Streptophyta; Magnoliopsida; Solanales; Convolvulaceae. The record is from the annotation of a GenBank genome assembly.
GGAGUCUUUUAUCGGUUCACCCCCAACUCCAGAAACUUCUUCCCCAGCCCAGUCACAGACAUUUCCCGCCUCGCGCAUUCUCCCUCCCUCUCCGGUGCCAUCGCGACUGAGGUCUCUCACCUAUCAUCCGUCGCCCCUACCAAUAACUGGUCGCCAUCGUCUUCUCCCUUCACAGUUCAUCGCUCGCCAAUACAUCAAUCUCAGUUGGUCUACUAUUCUUGAGCAGUUACAAUGAGGCCCGGGCGUACAAUGAAGCUUCUUGGGCGUAGACCCCCGCCCCCUCACAAAGGCCCAAAUGCUAGAAGAAAUUACAGAAACCAAACUGUGAAGUAUAUGAAGUAUAUGGCUGGAAUGAGAAUGAAAAUAAGUGGGGAGCCGGCUGCCGCAGCUCCUCCGGCUGCCGCAGCUCCUCCGGCUGCUGAAGUCCCUCCCCCUGCCGAGGUCCACCCCCCUGCCAAAGAGAUUGUUGAAGAGGAGGAACCUUCUCCGGAAGGGCCUCCCAGCCCACCCCAUCAUGUACAAGAAGGAAGCCCAGAGUGGAAGAAGCAAAUCAUCGCUAGUAUUCAAUCCGAGGUACUAAAACAUUCUGUUGCAGAGCGCCUCUCAAAGAGAAACAGAGAGAUUGCACGGCAAAAUGCUUCCGCUUCCACUGGCAGCAGCAGCGGGAGCAGCGGGAGCAGCGGAAGCAAGUGGAGGUGCAAGUGGAGGAAGAAGUAAAGAAGUCACUGGUCAGGGAUGAUAUGAUUUGGUUGAUACAGGGUUGAUUGUUGCUGACAUGCUUUGCUGCCCAAUCCCGUGGAUUCUUCACCAUGUUUUGCAGGACUUAGUUUUUACUUCAAAGUUUCAUGGGAGGACCUUGCCUGCCUAUCUGAAAAAUAUUGAUAUGAAAAUAAGACAUUAGUAGGUGACAUCCUUUGUUUCCCAUACAUAGGUGACAAUGUGACAUUACCGUACAUAGAAAAUUUUUGCUAAUUCCAACUUUGAAUUAGCAUAGAAAAUACCGUACAUCCUUUUAAAUAUAAAUUGCAGAGAGCCUGGGGGAUCGAACAAUAACCCACAAAGUUGAUGUUUCAACUCUUAA